UCUCUCCCAGCACCGUCAGCUUUUCCUUUCUUUUCUCAACGACGCCACCGCGCACCCACACUCUUUUCCAUCCCUAUAUCAGCCCCCGGAUCCCUUCUCGCCAUGCUCGCCCUCCUCGCCCUCUUCCACCUCCUCCCCAUCCUCGCCCUCGCAGCACACAACCCCCCGCACCACCGCAGGGCCCACGAACGCGCCAGGAAGAACUACGAACACGUACACGGCCGAGACGCUGCCCACAACGCCCCCGCCGCCAUCCUCGAACGAGACACCCACUUCGACAACCGGACUCUCGUUGAGCGAGACCACUACGACAACCGUACUUUGACCCCCCGAGCCGAUACCUUUACCGGGGUCGGUACCUUCUACUCUACGGGCCUUGGUGCUUGUGGAGAGACUAACGUGGAUAGUGACUAUCUGGUCGCGUUGAACUCGGCGCAAUAUGGCAGUGGAUCCCCCGGUCCCCAGUGCUUCAAGUCCAUCACCAUCACUGACGGCUCGACGUCGGUCAGUGGUAUCUCCAUCUUGGAUGAAUGCCCCACUUGUGACUAUGGAUCUCUCGAUUUGAGUCCCAGUCUUUUCGUCAGGUUCGCAGAUGAGGACACUGGUACCAUCCACAUCACUUGGUGGUACGAAGACUCGGAAUCGACCUCUGCUGCGGCCACUUCUACGAGCCCCACUUCGACCUAUGUCGCGCCUACGUCGACCUACACCCCUCCCACCUCUACCUACACUCCCCCCACUUCGACCUACGUCGCCCCCACUUCUACCUACACCCCCCCUACCUCGACAUACACUCCUCCCACUUCGACUUACACUCCCCCGUCGUCCACCUGGGUCGCCCCCUCGUCGUCAAGCUCCGCCUCUCCCUCCGUCGAGCCUUCCACCUCUUCAUCCACUUCCAUCUGGGUCGCUCCCUCGUCCUUCUCCGAGAGCAGCUCCGCCCCCAGCAGCACCAUCACCUCCUCCCCCAUCUCUUCCGCCGCCAUCUCUACCUCCGCUUCGGCCUCCAACUCUACCAACCCCUGGGCGGUCGUCAGCAGCGCCUCUGAUGUCUCUGUCCAGGCUUCUGCCAGUGUGGGCGUCAGCGUGAGCACGGAUGGGAGCGAUUCGAGCGUGUCGGUGUCUGCUUCGGGCAACUUGGAGUUGAUCAACGCUUUGACUGCCAAUUAUGGCCAGCUCGUCGUCAAUGCCGCUCAGGUGGCUGCUUGAGCAGACUCCCCAUCUACAGACCUUAGCUAUGCUCCCUUAAGGGACGGACACUUGCUUUCUUUCUGACGGACACUUUACGAGUUUAUCCCAUAGUUAUCUUUCUUUCCCAGCCUCUUUGCUGCCCUUCCUUUUUCGCUCUUUCCAACUGUUUAUGGGGAUGUGUGUAGUAAGCCGCUUCCAUAUAUUCAUCAGACCGAAAAGCUUGAAGCUUUCUCGUCUGAAAUCAAUUACCUACGAUCUUUCUCUCUCUUUUGUCGAAACGUUCCCUCUAGAUUGUAUAUACCCCCACGACCCCUGUUUUUCCUCUCGUCUCGUUUUGCUUUUUUUGCCAAGUUUUCUUCUGUGUAUGGAUGCAGAGAGUAUGC
This is a messenger RNA of Cryptococcus amylolentus CBS 6039, 1574 nucleotides long. RefSeq lists its product as hypothetical. The transcript is spliced from 4 exons. Bases 103 to 1209 code for a protein of 368 amino acids. NCBI's taxonomy places the organism in Eukaryota, Fungi, Basidiomycota, Tremellomycetes, Tremellales, Cryptococcaceae. The record is from RefSeq and is a predicted model, not a curated record.